Colletotrichum acutatum is the source of this 1438-nucleotide messenger RNA. RefSeq lists its product as uncharacterized. Lineage: Eukaryota; Fungi; Ascomycota; Sordariomycetes; Glomerellales; Glomerellaceae. The record is from RefSeq and is a predicted model, not a curated record. The coding region runs from base 461 to 1210 and encodes 249 amino acids. The transcript has 3 exons.
CCUUUUUUCGCUUGGAGAAAGCACAAUGACGUUAGACAUGAUCCUCGGGAGAGUAGCGUUUUGACACCUCUUCGUCAGUGUAUUGAGGUUUCCGGCCCCUCUUCUUGGAGUCAAGAUCGCCUACAUGACGCGGAUAUUGGCUUUCUCUAUCAAGCCCACGUAUCAUGCAUCGUUCUUGAAACGAUGAAACGAAUUGGAAGGUGUUCUCCUUCGCUGACGCGUUUUUUGAUAACGAACCAAGUUGUGACGCACUGGUCGAGUACGCAUCUGAAGAUCAAGAAGAUUUCCCACUGGACCCCGUAACCCUCGGAAGAGGUGCCUGCGAUCCACUGGUGUCGGAUCCUCGAUUAUACUUCUUCUGUACUCAGCAUUCGCACGCAGUCUAUCUUGGAAGAAUGGGAGAGUCUCAUGCUCCAUUUUGAAGUUCAAGUGACCAAGCUGGCAAGUCCAUUACAUACGCAUGAACAAAGUUACAAACUCAGAUUAUCCACUAAUAGUCUCCCAGCUUGCUCUCCAUAGAGAAAAGCUCGCAAGGCCUCAGACAGGAGAUAGUGCCACCGACCUCGAUUGGCCUCGUCACACUUGCAGUAUUCUCACCCAACUAUCCUCAACACUGGCUGCCACAUUAGACAACGUGCGAAAAUAUGAGCAGGUACCUGAACUUGGCCUCGAUGUAUCGGACGCUAGCGAUUCGCUAUUUUACAAGAAGAUUCGAAUGGAUUUGAGGAGGACGUGCGACGGGCUGAGCGAUUGUCAACGCUCUCUAUGCGCCUUACGAGAAAUACUGAUUCUAGAACAAGGCCAUAACAACCGAUCUCUACAUCUCGCACGUGGUCAAGCUACGGAAGUCAGAAUACUUUCUUGGGUGACUCUAAUGUCUCAACCAUUGGUAACGGCUGCGGCCAUAUUUGGCUGUGGUGAUAUCGUACUUGCACUUCCUCGAAUGCCUCCCCCAGUUCUUUUCUUGUCCUUGCUGUUGUGCACCGGUGUAGUAGCUGCGGGUAUUAUUUUCAUGGCUUCACAGAGAGCUACGAAAAGUUUAGCCGAAUGGGGGGUUUCUCGGCCGCUUGUUGCCGACAUGGGACCGCAAAGGGACAGGGAUGAAAGCAAGAACCUCCGUCGCUCGCCUAACUUCUCGCGGCUGUUGGGGGCACCUGCUCUUGGGCGCUCAGAUAUGCUGGCAUUUCCUCCCCGUCGCAAGAUUCAAUAGCAACGAUCUCAAGCCCAGCAAAGACCUGAAUGACUCAUUGACAGCAUAGUGCAUCACUUGGUUUGAGAAAGAGAACGGGCUCGUAUAGUCUGUAAAAAGUCUGGAUACCCGCUCAAAGUCUGAGUCUUGCGCGAUCAUGACACAAGGAAAUAAAUGCUUCAAAUGACCACUACCUUAAAAUCCACAUGCAAUAGACUUUUGAACACAAGAUCAGCACAAAGACCUCUC